This is a messenger RNA of Capsicum annuum, 1175 nucleotides long. Its product is annotated as expansin-A11. Lineage: Eukaryota; Viridiplantae; Streptophyta; Magnoliopsida; Solanales; Solanaceae. Gene Ontology annotation, cellular component: extracellular region. The transcript has 3 exons. Bases 98 to 871 code for a protein of 257 amino acids. The record is from RefSeq and is a predicted model, not a curated record. Gene Ontology annotation, biological process: plant-type cell wall organization.
UACUUUUCUUGUAUAAUUCAUCAAAGUUUCAACUUAGUUCAUUCACCAAUCUCUAUUUUUUUUGUACUUCAAUUGCCUAUUGGCAUUCACUAAGAAAAUGGCCAAUUAUGGCAUUUUGGCAUUGGGAUAUAUAAUUGGUUUGUGUACACUUUUCUCAAGUGCAAAUGGUUUCUCAGCAGAUUCUGGAUGGACAAGUGCUCAUGCUACAUUUUAUGGUGGAGCUGAUGCUUCUGGCACAAUGGGGGGUGCAUGUGGAUAUGGCAAUUUGUAUUCAACAGGAUAUGGAACUAGAACAGCAGCAUUGAGCACAGCAUUGUUCAAUGAUGGAGGAUCAUGUGGCCAAUGCUACAAGAUCAUCUGUGAUUACAAAGCAGGUCCUCAAUGGUGCAAGAAGGGAGUAUCUGUUACUAUUACUGCUACAAAUUUUUGUCCACCAAAUUACAAUCUUCCUAGUAACAAUGGUGGAUGGUGUAACCCUCCUAGACCACAUUUUGAUAUGGCUCAACCUGCUUGGGAAAAGAUUGGUAUAUACAAAGGUGGCAUUGUUCCUGUUCUCUACAAAAGGGUACCUUGCAAGAAGCAUGGGGGAGUUAAAUUCACAAUAAAUGGAAGGGACUAUUUUGAACUAGUGUUGGUAACCAAUGUAGCAGGGGCAGGAUCAGUUCAAUCAGUUCAAAUCAAAGGGUCAAACACAAAUUGGCUAACCAUGUCAAGAAAUUGGGGAGCAAGUUGGCAAUCCAAUGCAUAUCUUGAUGGACAAUCAAUAUCUUUUAAGGUCACUACAACUGAUGGUGUCACAAAAACAUUCUUAAAUGUUGUUCCAUCUAGUUGGAAAUUUGGACAGACAUUCUCAAGUCACACUCAAUUCUGAUCAUAUACAACAACGAAUACGUUCUUAAUCAGAGUUCUUGGAUUUAAAGGGCAGGGGCGGGCUUACUAUUAUUAACAAAGCAGCCCGCCCAAUUAUUUUUCGCGUUUAUUCAGAUAUAUAUAAUAUUUGAUUAUUGAGGAGUUGUUGGUAAAGAGUAAGCCCAUGAACUAUAGUUCAAAUAAAGCUGACGAAAAACAUAAAUCAAUUAUUGGUGCAAGUAGGGUAGUCUUUAAAAUGUAUUUUACUAUUUUGAAGGGUGAAUAAGACAAUUUGUCUAGCCGCAUCAAUUAUACUUUCAAUUUGC